Messenger RNA from Oncorhynchus masou masou (cherry salmon), 1466 nucleotides. RefSeq names its product myosin heavy chain, fast skeletal muscle-like. The transcript is spliced from 14 exons. Gene Ontology annotation, biological process: actin filament organization; vesicle transport along actin filament. NCBI's taxonomy places the organism in Eukaryota, Metazoa, Chordata, Actinopteri, Salmoniformes, Salmonidae. Gene Ontology annotation, cellular component: actin cytoskeleton; cytoplasm; myosin complex. The record is from RefSeq and is a predicted model, not a curated record. The annotation marks the transcript as partial. Gene Ontology annotation, molecular function: microfilament motor activity; actin filament binding; ATP binding.
GAUCAGAUCAUUGCAGCUAACCCUCUGCUGGAGUCUUACGGUAAUGCCAAGACAGUGAGGAACGACAACUCGUCUCGCUUUGGUAAAUUCAUCAGGAUUCACUUCCAGGCUGGUAAACUGGCUAAAGCUGACAUUGAGACAUGUGAGUUGUUUUUGAUUAGGUCUUUCCAGCUGCCCGAUGAGAGAGGCUACCACAUCUUCUUCCAGAUGAUGACAGGCCACAAACCUGAGCUAGUUGAAUUGGCGCUCCUCACCACCAACCCCUACGACUUCCCCAUGUGCAGUCAGGGACAGAUCACUGUGGCCAGCAUCAAUGACAAUGAAGAGCUGGAUGCCACAGAUGAAGCCAUUACAAUCCUGGGCUUCACUAAUGAGGAGAAGCUUGGAAUCUACAAGCUGACAGGAGCUGUAGUGCACCAUGGCAACUUGAAAUUCAAGCAGAAGCAGCGUGAGGAGCAGGCCGAGCCAGACGGCACAGAGGUGGCUGAUAAAAUCGCCUACCUGCUGGGCCUGAACUCAGCUGAGAUGUUGAAGGCUCUGUGCUACCCCAGAGUGAAGGUCGGCAACGAGUAUGUGACCAAGGGACAGACUGUGGCUCAGGUUAAUAACUCAGUCAGUGCUCUGGCCAAGUCCAUCUAUGAGAGGAUGUUCUUGUGGAUGGUCAUCCGUAUCAAUGAGAUGUUGGACACCAAGAAUCCAAGACAGUUCUAUAUCGGUGUGCUUGACAUUGCCGGGUUUGAGAUCUUUGAUUACAACAGCAUGGAGCAGCUGUGCAUCAACUUCACCAAUGAGAAACUGCAACAGCGUUUGAGAAGCCCAAGCCUGCCAAAGGCAAGGCAGAGGCCCCACUUCUCCCUGGUGCACUACGCCGGUACUGUGGACUACAACAUCACUGGGUGGCUGGAGAAGAACAAGGACCCCCUGAACGACUCAGUUUGUCAGCUGUACGGGAAGUCAGGAGUCAAAAUUCUGGCUGCCCUGUAUCCCCCUCCCCCUCCUGAGGAUAAAGCCAAGAAAGGAGGCAAGAAGAAGGGUGGUUCCAUGCAGACUGUGUCCUCCCAGUUCAGGGAGAACUUACAUAAGCUGAUGACCAAUUUGAGGAGCACUCAUCCUCACUUUGUGCGCUGCCUGAUCCCCAACGAGUCAAAGACUCCAGGGUAUCAGGAUCUGCAGAAAGGAUUCCCCAGCAGAAUCAUCUAUGCUGACUUCAAGCAGAGGUACAAAGUACUGAAUGCCAGCGUCAUCCCUGAGGGCCAGUUCAUGGACAACAAGAAGGCUUCUGAGAAGCUGCUUGGGUCCAUUGAUGUGAAUCACGAGGAUUACAAGUUUGGACACACCAAGCCCGGUCUGCUGGGUGUCCUGGAGGAGAUGAGAGAUGAGAAGCUGGCCUCUCUGGUCGGCAUGGUCCAGGCUCUCAGCCGUGGAUUCCUCAUGAGGAGAGAGUUCACCAAGAUGAUGGAGAGGAG